AUCUAUCUGCUUUCCCAGAAACAGAAAGCAAACAAGUCUUCUUCACUCAUAUCACAAUGGGGAGGGGGAAGAUAGAGAUAAAGAGGAUAGAGAACACAACGAAUCGGCAAGUGACAUUCUGCAAAAGAAGGAAUGGGCUUUUGAAGAAAGCUUAUGAGCUUUCUGUUCUCUGUGAUGCUGAAGUUUCUCUCAUCGUCUUCUCUAGUCGUGGUCGUCUUUAUGAGUACUCCAACAACAACAUAAGGUCAACUAUAGAGAGGUAUAAAAAGGCAUGUUCAGAUCAUUCAAGUACCAGCUCUACUACCGAAAUCAAUGCCCAGUAUUAUCAACAAGAAUCUGCAAAGCUACGACAGCAGAUUCAAAUGCUGCAAAGUUCUAACAGGCACUUGAUGGGUGAUGCCUUGAGCACGCUGAAUGUGAAGGAGCUGAAGCAGCUGGAGAAUAGACUUGAACGAGCACUCUCUAGAAUCAGGUCCAAAAAGCAUGAGAUGCUGCUGAUGGAAAUCGAAUACUUGCAGAAGAAGGAGAUUGAACUUGAAAAUGAAAACCUCUGUAUUCGGACUAAGAUAGCAGAAGAGGAGAGGGCACAAGAAGCACACAUGGUAUCAGAAAGGCAAGAGCUGAGUGCCAUUGAGGCAUUAGCUUCUCGCAAUUACUUCAUUAAUAAUGCUAAUAAUGAUCCAUCAUCUACCUACCUUUCUCUUUCUGACAAGAAGAAUCUUCGUUUUGAGUCAGCUUUUUGGUUGUACCAUGAAUAUUCUGUUUAA
Prosopis cineraria is the source of this 767-nucleotide messenger RNA. Its product is annotated as agamous-like MADS-box protein AGL11. NCBI's taxonomy places the organism in Eukaryota, Viridiplantae, Streptophyta, Magnoliopsida, Fabales, Fabaceae. The transcript is spliced from 9 exons. Gene Ontology annotation, biological process: positive regulation of transcription by RNA polymerase II. Gene Ontology annotation, molecular function: DNA-binding transcription factor activity, RNA polymerase II-specific; RNA polymerase II cis-regulatory region sequence-specific DNA binding; protein dimerization activity. The record is from RefSeq and is a predicted model, not a curated record. The coding region runs from base 57 to 767 and encodes 236 amino acids. Gene Ontology annotation, cellular component: nucleus.